AUGUCAAUGAAAAAGCUCCAAGCCGAGAUCGACAGAGUAUUGAAAAAAGUAAGCGAAGGUGUUGAAACCUUUGACAGCAUUUACGACAAGAUUCAAUCGACCAACAACACAAACCAAAAAGAAAAAUAUGAACAAGACUUGAAAAAGGAAAUCAAGAAACUGCAGCGACUGCGUGAUCAAAUCAAGACAUGGCUUUCUUCAAACGACGUCAAGGAUAAAUCAGCACUACUCGAAAACAGAAAACUGAUCGAAUCAGAAAUGGAGCGGUUCAAAACAGUCGAACGUGAAAUGAAGACAAAAGCAUUUUCAAAAGAAGGCUUGUUGCAGCGAGAGCGAUUGGAUCCUAAAGAAAAGGAAAAAGCAGACGCUGUCGAUUGGAUCACAAAUACGGUAGAUGAAUUGUCUCGACAAAUCGAAUUUGCAGAAGCUGAAAUUGAGACGAUGCAAGGGACAACAAAGCGAGGGAAAAAGGAUCACGCAAAGGCAGAGAGGAUUAGUGAAUUGGAACAUUUUAUCGAAAGGAAUCGAUGGCACACGAAUCGAUUGGAGCUCGUUCUGAGGUUAUUGGAAAAUGGCCAACUAUCCGCAGAGAAGGUUGUAGGAAUUCAGGAUGAUGUGCAGUAUUAUCUUGAAUGCAAUCAGGAACCUGAUUUUGAAGAAGAUGAGUAUAUCUAUGACGAUCUGAAUCUAGAGGCAGAAGAGGCACUGUAUAACGUUCGUACAGAGGAUCAGCUCACACCAUCUGUGGAAGAGGAUAAGCAGGUAAAGGAAGAAGAACCACCAAUAAAGCCAAGUAAGGCGCCAGCGAGUAUAAAACCAGCGUCAACGCCGCAAAGGCAAAACUCGUUACCGACAAAGCCAGCAGAGUCGCCCACCAGUACUCCCAAGUAUGCACAGGCUGCUGCUACCGUUGCUCCAACCGUUGCUCCAACCGUCCCUGCUACGAUUACUACUGUAGAUGAGAAUAAAGAAAAACCUGCCGAGCCAACCAAGGUGAUCUCUGCUUGGGCAGAGCCUAUCAAGAUUGUUGAGCAACCAAAGCAAUCACCACAACCGCUACCACAAACACAGCCACAACAGCAACAGCAACCCCAAGUACAACCAUCACAACCAUUACAACAACAACAACAACAACAAAGCACGCCUGGUGCGCUGCCAAAAGUUCCCAAAGAAGAACUACCGCUUCCACCAUCCCUGGCGGACCUAGCAUCUUCAUUCGAGGCUAUCAAGAGCCGAACCCAGGAUCCGCAAUACACAAACCGUAUGCUCGAGUCCAGUUUACAAUUUGUACCUGACCUCAUUGACUCUGAACGACCGAAAGUGUAUCAGCCUCAAACACCGCAGAUCACACCAUCUUACUACCCACAACAGCCCUUGGCUAUUUUUGAGAACCCGAGCCUUUUUGAAAAAUUUGAUAUGGAUGCAUUGUUUUUUAUAUUCUAUUACCAACAAGGCACCUAUCAACAAUAUUUGGCAGCGAAAGAGCUCAAGAAGCAAUCAUGGCGAUUUCACAAGAAAUACCUCACUUGGUUCCAACGACAUGAGGAGCCCAAGGUGAUCACGGACGACUAUGAGCAGGGCACUUAUAUCUAUUUUGAUUACGAAAAUGCAUGGUGUCAGCGUAAAAAGACAGAGUUUAGAUUUGAAUAUCGGUACUUAGAGGAUGCUUAA
This is a messenger RNA of Rhizopus microsporus ATCC 52813, 1671 nucleotides long. RefSeq lists its product as uncharacterized. Gene Ontology annotation, biological process: nuclear-transcribed mRNA poly(A) tail shortening; regulation of DNA-templated transcription. The record is from RefSeq and is a predicted model, not a curated record. Bases 1 to 1671 code for a protein of 556 amino acids. The transcript has 9 exons. NCBI's taxonomy places the organism in Eukaryota, Fungi, Mucoromycota, Mucoromycetes, Mucorales, Rhizopodaceae. Gene Ontology annotation, cellular component: CCR4-NOT core complex; P-body; nucleus.